UGCCUCGGCUUUGAAAGGAGCUCUCUGAGGAAGCCAGAUGUUGCCAACAAAAGUCUAAAAAUAAUCUUCCCAUCUCUCAGCCCAGCAGCACAUGUGCUCUGUGUGAACACGAGAUUGGAGAGCUGCGUCUAACUUGGAGCGAUUAAGUUCAACCACCGCUCCUGGCUCUGGCUUGGGAGCUCCAAACCCUUUCGAUAUUUCCCUCCCCGCCCAGAAGCCUCGCAGCAAAGAGCAGCUCACUCCAGCCAUCUGCCCUCUCCCUCCCUCCCAGGACUCGGACUCGCCUGGAUCCUUGAAAGCUCAGCUCCCUGUUUUAUCUCUCCUUAGGAAGAUGGAUGCCAGCAGCCAGAAGCUGGUGCCUGAGCCGCACGUCUGUAGCAAGAUCUUUGCCACAGCCUUGUGCAUCGUAAUCUUGCUCCCAGAUUCAGGCUUUACAAAGAAUCUCUGGAAACGCGCUCUCCAUCUCAAACUGACAGAGAAGUAUGAUGAUUAUGAGUACCCUCUUCAUUCUCACAGUGCCCACUACCAGAAGAAUGACCGCUGCCCCCCGCCCCCCCAGACUUUGCCGGACCAAGCAUGCGAAGUGCCCAGCUGCCGCUCAGAUUCAGAGUGUGAAAGACACAAGCGCUGCUGUUACAACGGAUGCAUCUACGCAUGCUUAGAAUCGGUGCAACCCCCUCCAGUUUUAGACUGGUUGGUGCAACCCAAGCCACGCUGGCUGGGAGGAAAUGGUUGGUUGUUAGAUGGACCAGAGGAAGUGUUACAAGCUGAGUCCUGCAGCACUACUGAGGAUGGAGAUGAGCCUCUGCAUUGUCCAACAGGAUACGAAUGCCACAUCAUUAAUCCUGGCAACACAGCCGAAGGGAUUCCCAACAGGGGACAAUGUAUCAAGCAACGUGGAAAUCCUGAUAGCCGCAACCUAAGGCAUAAAUACUACAAGGAAUAUUUUGGGAGUAAUUCCAAUAAUGUGGUCGGCUAUGUGAAACAGCAGCAGAAGCACUUAGGUUAACCACAGAGAUGUCCAAUGGGACCUAGGUGAUAAGAAGCUUUAAAUGAAAGAUAUACCUAAUAGUUGUCGACUACAGGAGAACUCUUGCCCCACAUCACCAAUGGUGUCCAUUCAGCAUCUCCCUGAUCUCUGCCACUUGUUAACAGAAGAACUGUGCUAUGCAAGAAAGACAGUUUCAGUCCCUCAAAAGAAACCACAGCCCUUAGAAGCAGCUCCUCUACAAACGGACCAUGCUGUGUUGCACAGAUAAUCACUCUGAAGCACAGCUAAUCACUUUGAAAUUCAUUUUCAAAUCAGAAGAGUACAUGCUGGGUGUGUCUACAUGAGACUCUUACUGCACAUUAGCCUAACGUCACUGCGUAGUUGUGUGUCAUGGCAAAAA
This is a messenger RNA of Gavialis gangeticus (Gharial), 1391 nucleotides long. RefSeq names its product WAP four-disulfide core domain 1 (gene WFDC1). Bases 332 to 1009 code for a protein of 225 amino acids. Gene Ontology annotation, biological process: regulation of cell growth. The record is from RefSeq and is a predicted model, not a curated record. Gene Ontology annotation, molecular function: peptidase inhibitor activity. The transcript has 7 exons. NCBI's taxonomy places the organism in Eukaryota, Metazoa, Chordata, Crocodylia, Gavialidae. Gene Ontology annotation, cellular component: extracellular region.